AUGAUCUCUGAAUUGACUAUCAGCGUCCUGGAGUCUCCUCUUUUUCGGAUUUUCAUAAUCGGAAUUCUCAUAAAGCUUCUAUAUGAAGCUGCCUGUGGACCAGGACUUUAUCCCGGGUUUCCUGCAGCCGGCAUCGACCCAAAGGAUGGUUAUUCUCGGGGACUUUCCAAGGCUCGGGAGAAUUGGUUUGCCCAUGGGAAGGAAAUCCUUGACCAGGGCCUGAAAAAGUUUGCGGGUUGCUUCCAGGUCUUCACAGAAGUUGGACCUAAGAUUGUGCUACCCAAUCGAUUUGCAGAUGAGAUACGCAACCACCCUGGUUUGCAUUUUGGCAAAGCCAUAUCUGCUGAAUUUUUCGGGUCAUAUCCUGGAUUCAAGCCCUUUGCCGCAGGCGACUCGUCCCAGGUUGUUGUGGACACCGUGAAAGGCAGGCUCACGCAGUCACUCAACCUUAUUACAGAGGAGCUAGCAGACGAGACAUCCAAGGCUGUUGGUGACCUCUUUGGUGAGCCGGAAACUUGGACGGAAAUCACAUACAAACCGAAGCUUCUGCAACUUAUUGCCCGUAUUUCAUCACGGGUCUUCAUCGGCCCAGAGCUGUGUACCAACGAAGAAUGGCUGAGCAUCAGCAAGGAGUACACCGUGGAUUCAUUCAUCGCCGUGCGCGCCCUGCGACUGUGGCACCCGUCCCUGCGUCCUAUUGUUCAUUGGUUUCUACCAGAAUGUCGCAAGCUCAGGGCGACCCUCAACCAGGCGCGGAGAAUCAUCAACCCUGUUAUCGAGAAACGCCGGGAAACCAAUCGUCAGGCCCACGAGGCUGGACAACGUCCUUCCAAGAUGGCAGAUACCAUCGGUUGGAUGGAUGAGGCGGCCCAGGGACGACCGUACGACGUGGCCACGGCCCAGCUUGGUCUCUCGCUUGCAGCCAUUCAUACGACGACGGAAAUGGUGAGCGGUCUCAUCAGCGACCUCUGCGCCAACCCCGAAUAUUUUGAACCUCUGCGUAGUGAGAUCAUCGCAGUCUUGGGAGACAAGGGCUGGUCAAAGAGGGCGCUACAUGAUUUGAAACUUAUGGACAGUGCAAUGAAGGAGUCACAAAGACACCACUUUGGUGAUAUUGCCGCAAUGCAUCGAAUUGCUGAAAAGUCAUUCACGCUGUCAGAUGGUACACAAAUCCCCCGAGGGGCUUUUACUAUGGUUAGUAUCGACAAAAUGCACGACGAAGGUCUAUUCACCGAACCAGACAAAUACGAAGGCAGCCGGUUCCUCAAGAUGCGUCAGCAACCUGGGCAUGAACACCGUUGGCAAUUCGUCUCGACCUCACCCGAGCAUCUCAUCUUCGGUCAUGGCAAGCACGCUUGUCCUGGACGAUUCUUUGCUGGGAAUGAGAUUAAGGUUGUGUUGGUCUUCCUGCUAAUGAAGUAUGAUUGGAAGUUCACUUCUGAGGGCCGCAAAGAAGACAAUGCUUUUGGCCAGGAGGUGGAUACAGAUCCAACUUCCAAAGCAAUGAUCAAAAGGAGGAAGGAGGAAAUUGCUUGA
This is a messenger RNA of Aspergillus glaucus CBS 516.65, 1536 nucleotides long. RefSeq names its product cytochrome P450. Gene Ontology annotation, molecular function: monooxygenase activity; iron ion binding; oxidoreductase activity, acting on paired donors, with incorporation or reduction of molecular oxygen. Lineage: Eukaryota; Fungi; Ascomycota; Eurotiomycetes; Eurotiales; Aspergillaceae. Bases 1 to 1536 code for a protein of 511 amino acids. The record is from RefSeq and is a predicted model, not a curated record. The transcript has 6 exons.